Rotaria socialis is the source of this 369-nucleotide messenger RNA. The record is from the annotation of a GenBank genome assembly. Lineage: Eukaryota; Metazoa; Rotifera; Eurotatoria; Philodinida; Philodinidae.
AUGUCCGCUCAACAUAACAUCCAUGUCGCUCAAAUGAAUAGUAACAAUAUCAAGCAUCGUUUACUUGGUUGGAUUAUCGACUUAUCGUGUGGUAAUAUUUUUUUAUUGUGCUUUAUCGUGAUACUCAUCUUUUGUGCUCCGACAUGGAUACGUAGUUAUACUAUCAGGCAUUCCAAGAUGAACCUCAAACGACGGGCCCGUCUUAUCAACAAGUUUGAUCUGGUUGAACGUUCCGCCCUUCCAUCAGUGCAGCCGUCUUAUGGCGAUCUUUUAAAACGACUACACGACCAGAAACAACAGCUUGAACAAUUUCCACGUGUUUUACCACCUAUGCAGGCUUUAUCAGCGACCCAACCCGCUAUUUCUUAA